GCGUGUUGGUCAAUGUAUAUAAAUACUCUGUUUUAGAAACGGACAACCCUAAAAGGAGCAAAACAAAAAAAAAAACAGAACAAGAGGACGAAAAAAAUGAAGACAACGACAACAAUGCUCUUGUGUCUCAUCACGAUGCUCCUAAUAGCCUCCGCACAUUCCAAGGAAGAAACGGCUAUGCGUCUCGACAUGAAGCACCGUGACUCACUCUCACCGAAUCCGUCACCUUACCAUCGCAUCGAAGACAUUAUGGGCAUGGACCAGAAGCGUCACAACGUCAUUUCUCAGAAAAUAAAAACAACUAAAGGUGGAGUGAAAAUGUCGCUGGGAUCAGGUUUCGACUACGGAGCGGCCCAGUAUUUCUCGGAGAUCAUGGUUGGAACGCCGGCGAAGAGGUUCAGGGUGGUGGUGGACACAGGGAGCGAGCUGACAUGGGUGAAUUGUAGGUUCCAUGGGCAAGGGCCAGAGAAACUUGAGAAUCGUCAUGUCUUCAGAGCAGAGAAUUCGUCCAGUUUCAGAAAAGUUGGAUGCAUGACGAAGACUUGUUCGGAAGAUUUGGCUAAACUAUUCUCCAUCGCUAUAUGCCCUACCCCUAGAACUCCAUGCGCAUACGAUUACAGAUAUGUUGAUGGAUCAUCAGCACAAGGUGUAUUCGCUAAGGAGACCUUCACUCUUGGUCUCACCAACGGCAGCGUUACUAGUAUCCGUGGCCUCCUCAUUGGCUGCAGCAGCAACUCCGAAGGUGGUGCCAGCUUCCGUGAAACAGACGGUAUCCUUGGUCUAGCCUUGAGCGAUUACUCCUUCACUGCAAAAGCCACUAACAUCUUCGGAGGCAAAUUCUCAUACUGCCUCGUUGACCAUACCUCACACAAAAACGUCUCCAACUAUCUCAUCUUCGGCUCUACCCCCUCGUCUACCACCACCAAAGCCCCCGCAAGACGAACCACUCGGCUUGAUCUCAGUAUCCUUCCUCCCUUCUACGCCGUCAACAUCGUUGGAAUCUCCAUCGGAGAGGAAAUGCUCAACAUCCCUCCACAAGUAUGGGGCGUAAAGAAAGGUGGUGGGACCAUUUUGGACUCAGGAAGCAGCCUCACGUUCUUAGCUGAGGCCGCGUACAAGGCCGUGGUUACAGGGCUACAGCGUCACCUUGUUGGUGUGAAAAGAAUCAAACCAGAAGGACUACCAAUAGAGUUUUGUUAUUAUACCACCAAGUUCGACGACAGAAAGCUGCCACAACUAACGUUUCAUUUCAAGGGCGGUACUCGUUUCGCUCCUUAUCGUAGAAGCUACCUGAUAAAUGCUGCGCCAGGAAUCAGGUGUUUAGGGUUUGUGGAGGCUAAAGGUGAGGCUACUAAUGUCAUUGGGAAUAUAAUGCAGCAGAAUCAUUUGUGGGAGUUUGAUAUUGCGGCCUCAACUUUGUCUUUUUCUCCUUCUACCUGCCUUUAGAUUGGUGUUUUAUUACUUGACAAAAUUAAAAUUUUUAGUGAAAAAGUAAAUAAUGCUAUCAAAACUUGUUAGAUAGCAUUCAUUUCCUUAAAAUCACUAUUGGGCCUUGUAAAUAAUAGCCUCUUAGUGGGCCGUUGAGAGAGCAGGUUGGGCCCAUCACUUCAUUAGCUUGGUCUUUACUCGUUACUAAGUUUACCCGCUCUGACAAAGAAGGGCUGCUUCUGUGUUACGGUGUUGAGGAAAGUAGGAAUCUGAUGCAUCGUUGUUUCAGUCUCAUGUGCUCUCUUCUCAAAGCAUAUUUGAUGUUUCUUUUUCAUUUUUACAUUCUCUCAACAUUAACAAAACUUGUCGAGUACUCUGUUUUAUACCAAAAGUCACAUCCUUACUUAAAGACCACAUCUUCUAUAAAAACAUACGAUAAUGGUAAAUAUUCAAAUAAUAUCAAGAGUAAAUUAGCUAAAUAUAUUAAUAAAGGUGGGAUAUCAUUGAAUGGAGGGAAAAAAAUUGGAGGAAUAUAGGAUAUGGAGUGCAAAUAGGGAAAAAGUGGUGUAUAGAGAGUACAAAUUCGCUAAUAUCAAUGAUUAUAUAAACAGAGAGAGUGAAGGAAGGAGGAGCCUUGUCUUUGGAACUUGAGUAAAUAAUUGAAAGGGUAGAACUGGGAAAGAAGUUAUAUUUAGGGAUGGGGAGAAUGACCCAAUCCAAUGGGCAUUGACCAAUCCCAUCAUGGCAUCCACUAAAAUGAUGCAAUCAUUAUUGGUGACAGAGAAGCAUCACAUGCUUCAUCAUCAUUCUAUUUGCUUCUACGAACACCAAUCACCAUUUUUUUGUUAUUGUACUCUUCUUUCAAGUCUCAAUACAAAUUUUAAAACAAUAAAAUAAAUAUCUUGGAUAAAAGAUCGGAUAGAGACGAUAUUUUGAAAACCCAAGAGGAUAUUGAAUUUUCCCAUGCACAUUAGUCUUUUUUUGUGGCUAAGAAUGCACAUUAGUCUUAAGUUAUUAUAAGAUAAGUUAAACUCAAAUGAAAAUCAAUUACUAAUUCAAUUUGUCACACCACACAUACAUCAAAAACCCUUAUACAUGUGAUUAUAAUAAAAACCUCACACAAAAGAAAAAAAAAACACAAACUACACCAGCUACCCCAGCUGGUUUAUCUUACAUGGCAAAUUAAAA
Molecule: messenger RNA, 2616 nt
Organism: Brassica napus (rape)
Lineage: Eukaryota; Viridiplantae; Streptophyta; Magnoliopsida; Brassicales; Brassicaceae
Product: aspartic proteinase NANA, chloroplast
Exons: 2
Coding region: 97-1446 (449 amino acids)
Biological process (GO): proteolysis
Molecular function (GO): aspartic-type endopeptidase activity
Source: RefSeq, a predicted model, not a curated record